GCCUCUGCGGUCUGGUGGUGCAGUUGCAGUGUUAUAGUAUUGUUCACUCCUGAUGUAACUAACAAAUUAUUAUUUAUUCUAAAUUUUUAUUUACAUUAUUCACUCACUGUUCACUCAUAAUCUGUCGUUGAAUGUCUUAGAACGGAAAUAAUUAGUCGCCCUUAUAAUUUUCGAUUUGGCAGUAGGUUUGAUCGAACGAUUUUCUGUCUUGCUUGUGAGUAUUGUAAUAAGAGAAAAGCUCGUAUACACGAACAUGGCGAACAACAGCGAAGACCUCUCGGUUAACGAUCCGUCGACAACCAUCUGCCAAGAGUUCAAAAAAAUCAACUUUUUACCGUCAACAGUCAACUUUGUGGACGGAUACGAAAAUCCAAUUGCCUGGCAGAAGAGGUUCAAUGUGUGCGGCGAUCAGUCGAAAGACGUACUGUUCGACAACUUGGACAUGAAGGCCAUCACCCAGGGUCAGUACGGCAUGCAGCACGACACGUACCCAGAGUUCAUCAAAUGGAAACUAUUUGGUUAUAACAUAGUUAUAUGUUAUGAAUAUAUUGCUGAAGGAAAGGAAACUAAAGCUUUAAACAUUAUUAGUGAAAUUGAGAACAUUUUAUUGUCUAUUGGAAAUAAUGAUCCGUUUUUAAAAUCUAUUAGGAUAGCUCUUAAUCACAUUACGUUUUCAAUGAAAGGUUAUUUGUUUGAAUUGUGUUCAAUUAAAAAUAUGGUAUUGGAGCAUUUUAUCAUGCCAAAUAAUAUGAAUAAUAUAAAUAAAGCUGGAUUAUUUGGUAUUCAAACAUUAUUCUUUUACGAGUAUGGAUUACCUUGUGCACAAAUAGCAAAAGAUAGUGCACUUAAAGCAUUAUCACUAAAUGAAACUGAAGCUGAAUGGUAUUUUUUAAUGGCUAGAGUAUUAACACAUUGGCAAAGAACGUGUGGCAAUUAUUUUGAAUGUUCUGAACAAGAAAUUAAAGCGUCUGAAAUGGCAGUGAAACUUGGUAACAAAGAUCACCAUAAAUUGCAUUUAAUUCAUAUAUAUUAUAGGAUGAGUAAAAACAUGAAUAAAAAUAAAAAUGCCAAAAAUCAAAUUCUAGAAGAAGCAUUAAAAUUACUAAUUGAAGUAAUAGACAACACAAAAGAUUUUCUUUUGCUAAAAAAUUGUUUACUUAGCUUAUCAAAAAUUGCUCAAAAUAAAGAGUAUAAUAAUGAUAUUACUAUAAUUUUGGAGCAACUUAUUGAUGUAUUAAAGCAUAGUGAUAAUGGUUAUGUUCAUGGAGCAAUUGGAAACUACUUUUUGUUUAAUAAAAAGGAUUAUUUAAAGGCCAAAUUUCAUCUUAAAAAAGCUUAUGAUGUAAAAAGCUUUGGUUGUUCUAUUGAUUAUAUUUAUACAUUUUUUAAAAUAAAUGCAAAUACCGCACCAGUAGAACAAAUGUUGGUGGACUUGUUAAAAACGUUUACUCACCCUGUGCAUCAAGAAAAACUUUUAAGUCAAAUUAUAUCAUACCUUAUUCUAACCAAGAAUGAUCUCAUAAGUGCACUCAAAUAUAUUCCAACACUAUUGAACAUUAAAAAUGUGACUUGUAUUUACAGUCUCAUGACACAUAGAACCAAAUUUAGUAACUAUAAUCAAGAAGUUAAUUUGUUAGAUGUUUUGUCCGAAAAACUUUCUUUAGCUUUAAAAAAUACAACAUUGUCAACAGAUGAUAAAAUAAAAAUUACUGAAGUUAUGAAUAUUCUAGAGCCAUAUAAAUUAUAUGUAUCGAAUUUGAUGAAAAAUAAACAACACAUUUUUGGGGACAAAUUUACAAAUGGUUCUAAAGUUAAAACUGUACAAUAUAGUAAUGAAACUGGACGUAAAGACUCAUGGACUCAUAACAGUCAUAACAAUUAUAAACUAACUGUGAAUUCCGUGAAGAAUAAGGAGGAAGGUAAUUGGAGGACUUUAAAACCAGACUCCACUCCAAAAACUACAAUUUUCAUGCGUAAUAAUCAAACUCAGAUAAAAAAACCAUGGCAUGGAAAUCAAGAUAAUUCAUAAUUUGAACAAAAAAAAAAUAUUUUAUGAUUUGAAAUUAAUCAAUUUCAUUACAUAAAUUAC
Messenger RNA from Rhopalosiphum maidis (corn leaf aphid), 2089 nucleotides. RefSeq lists its product as uncharacterized. The record is from RefSeq and is a predicted model, not a curated record. Lineage: Eukaryota; Metazoa; Arthropoda; Insecta; Hemiptera; Aphididae. The coding region runs from base 254 to 2029 and encodes 591 amino acids. The transcript has 6 exons.